Molecule: messenger RNA, 1261 nt
Organism: Ornithodoros turicata
Lineage: Eukaryota; Metazoa; Arthropoda; Arachnida; Ixodida; Argasidae
Product: RYamide receptor-like
Exons: 5
Coding region: 118-942 (274 amino acids)
Biological process (GO): neuropeptide signaling pathway
Cellular component (GO): plasma membrane
Molecular function (GO): neuropeptide receptor activity
Source: RefSeq, a predicted model, not a curated record
UUCAUUGCUUGUGUUUCGACAGGUACCCUCAUCUUAUAGGGACGGAGCCGCAACCGUGAAUUCUUCGUGCCUGGCACACUUCUCUAUACUGUCAUCAACAGUGUCUCUCUCUACAUAAUGUACUAUGCCAUCAUGUACCCUUUGAGCUUCCGAUGGACACGGAAGAGGGGGCCCCUCGUUAUCCUCUGUAUCUGGAUCGUCGCUGCCCUGCUCUCCAGCGUUCAGUUUGUUCACGGACGAGCUACCGAAUUCACGUGGGCUGGUGGAACUUACUACGACUGCAACGAGAACUGGGAAGAGAGCUCAGGGAAGGUCUACACUGCAGUGAUCUUCACAGUGACCUUCAUGACGCCUAUGCUGAUACUGACGUUCACCUAUACGUGCAUAGCGUGGAAGAUGUGGCGACACACGUCACCGGGCAACGCUGACGUUCAACGUGACCAACAACAACUGAAUGCUAAAAUGAAGGUCGUGAAAAUGCUUGCAACGGUGGUGCUGAUGUUUGCCGUGUGUUGGCUGCCUAUUCACCUGCUCAAUCUGAUCCUGUACUUCGAUCGGGAGGCCAUAUUCCCGAGCACGGAUACCGGGGAGUAUCUGUACUACGCUGCCUUUUUCAGCUGUCAUUGGUUUUCCAUGGCCAACAGCUUCGUCAACCCUAUCAUCUACUGCUUCAUGAGCGACAAUUUCAGCGCAGACCUUAAGCAACUGGUUCGCGGCUGCUGCCCGUCGUUCCAAACGAAGAAUGGCAAGAGGAGGGCCCUAACGAAACAUAACUCUUUCGGUGGAUCUUCAGUACGCUUCAGCACAUCACUCAACAACAUGACUUCUGUGUCUGCUUCGCGCUACUGCAAUGUCUCUGCUACUUCCUCAUGCUCUGUGGUUCCUCUCAACGCUAUUGGCCAUCCUCCGGCGAUAGGGGCUCGCAUUAUGUUCAUCUGCUAGCGCUGUCACACUUUGCAUCACUGCAGAUGCGACUGUAACUGUCCAGACGAAGGAGAACACUGGACUGAGCACGGGACACGGUCAUUGCCGAAGGCGUGUGAAGUCGGUAAAUGCACGUGACGUUCUCCAUCGUGCAGUAUUGUGACUGACUUGUCCUUUUUUAUGGCGCAGGAGCGAUAUAUUGUGUAUUUUUGUGCGGUGGUCUUUCGGGAGCACUGCAUCGUUCUACCGCGCUUGUAAUUUUCUCAGGUGCUGAGCAAGGUUGUUCGCGUCGCUAAAGUGCCACUACGGUAAAAAAAAAAUUUAUUUAUCAAAAGUA